Molecule: messenger RNA, 1395 nt
Organism: Dipodomys spectabilis (banner-tailed kangaroo rat)
Lineage: Eukaryota; Metazoa; Chordata; Mammalia; Rodentia; Heteromyidae
Gene: Mrgbp
Product: MRG domain binding protein
Exons: 5
Coding region: 37-651 (204 amino acids)
Biological process (GO): regulation of transcription by RNA polymerase II
Cellular component (GO): nucleus; NuA4 histone acetyltransferase complex
Source: RefSeq, a predicted model, not a curated record
CUGCUGGUGCCGGGCGCGGGUCGCUCGCCGGCGGCCAUGGGAGAGGCCGAGGUGGGCGGCGGGGGCGCCCCGGGCGACAAGGGCCCCGGGGAGGCGGCCACCAGCCCCGCGGAGGAGACGGUGGUGUGGAGCCCCGAGGUGGAGGUGUGCCUCUUCCACGCCAUGCUGGGCCACAAGCCCGUCGGAGUGAACCGACACUUCCACAUGAUUUGUAUCCGAGACAAGUUCAGCCAGAACAUUGGUCGGCAGGUCCCAUCCAAGGUCAUCUGGGACCACCUGAGCACUAUGUACGACAUGCAGGCCCUGCAUGAAUCUGAAAUUCUUCCCUUCCCGAAUCCAGAGAGGAACUUCGUCCUUCCGGAAGAAAUCAUUCAGGAGGUCCGAGAAGGAAAAGUGCUCAUUGAGGAAGAGGUGAAAGAGGAGAUGAAGGAAGAUGUGGACCCCCACAGCGGGGCUGAUGAUGUUUUUUCAUCUUCAGGGAGCUUGGGAAAGGCAUUAGAAAAAUCCAGCAAAGACAAGGAGAAGAACUCCUCAGACUUGGGGUGCAAAGAAGGGGCGGACAAACGGAAGCGCAGCCGGGUCACUGACAAAGUCCUGACUGCAAACAGUAACCCCUCCAGCCCCAGUGCCGCCAAGCGGCGCCGAACAUAGCCCCUGGAAGCACAGAAGAAUGCUGACGCUGCGGUCCUUUGCUGCCUGCUCGGGGACCCCUGGGGAAUGUGGCCAUCCAGAGGGGCGCCUAUGUGGGUCCCACCAAGUCAUGGAGGCCCCGAUGAACCCCAACAGCCAGGAUGAGAUGCACACAGAUGGUGAGGCCCCUGAAGCCAUCUUGUAUUUUCUCCUGACUGGCCACCACUCUGCGAGGAGGGGAGCUGGGGAACGGAGCCAGAAGACCAGGAGUCCACAAGCAAUAAACCGCCAUCCUCACUGUCUUCCUGCGCACCCGGCCUCUGCAUCCGCUUGGCCCUCUGCGGCUCCUCUGCACCGACGUCCGAGGAACGAGAAUGUGCGUGGAUGCCACCACACCGCCCUGGGUGGCCUCCCUCCCCACUGGGGAACAGAACUGGAUUUUUGCCUCAUUCACUUGUACUGUAAUGUUGUAUAUAAUUUGGUUGGUACUUCGUUAUUUAAUUUUUUAAGAAACCUAUUUUGCUAGUGUUUUAUAUGAGAAAGUACUGCAAAUGUUAAACCUGUGUUGUAUUUUUCCUGAGAUGUUUUGUUUUAAGGUAACAACUACUGAGAUACUUUUUGCUCAGUUUUUAUAUGCCAGAAACAGAAAUUUGUAGCGGUUAUUUUUGUAAUUCUAGUAACCUGCAAGAAGACUGCGAGAGAGGAUGCAGUGCUGGUUGAAGUACACUUUCAUUUGACUACAGCACAUUAAAAGUGCAGAGCUGA